AUGCACACAGCACAUGCCUUCUCCGUGGAAGCCUUGGUAGCGAAAUCCAGCAAAAGAAAAGUGCAAGACACAAGAGAAGAAUUCCAGCCUGAGCUUCAAGAAAAUGAGGAUGGACAGGAGAGGAGGUGCUGAGCAGCAGGGAAGAACCCUGGACAGCCUGCACAAAAGAGACCCAAGACAGAACCCUCAGCAACUGACUGCAUUGUCUGUGGCAGUGGCCACAAAGGCAAAAGCAGGGAAAGUUUGGAAGUGAAAAAUGUUAUCCAAAUGGAGCUUCAAGGAUCCGAGCUGUGGAAAAGAUUCCAUGACAUUGGGACUGAGAUGAUCAUUACCAAGGUGGGCAGGCAGUUGUUUCCCUCUGUUCACGUCAAGGUAAAAGGAUUGGACCCAGGGAAGCAAUACUGUGUGGCCAUCGAUGUGGUGCCAGUGGAUUCCAAAUGCUAUAGGUAUGUUUAUCAUAGCUCUGGUAGCUGGAUGGUAGCUGGAAAUAUAGACCAUACAUGCAUCACCUCCAGGAUAUAUGUCCACCCAGACUCACCCUGCUCGGGAGAGACCUGGAUGCAGCAGAUCAUCAGUUUUGAUUGUAUGAAAUUCACCAAUAAUGAGAUGGAUGACCAAGACCAUAUCAUUCUGCAGUCCAUGCACAAGUACAAGCCCCAUGUGCACGUGAUAGGGCAGGACAGCAGGGUUGGCCUUUCUCAGAUUCAGUCCCUGCCAAUUGAAGGGGUUAAAACAUUUUCCUUUGAAGAAACUGAGUUUACCACGGUGACUGCCUACCGAAACCAAUACAUUACAAAACUGAAAAUAGACAGGAAUCCUUUUGCUAAAGGAUUUAGAGAUCCUGGAAGAAACAGGGAUGUAUUGGAUGGUUGUUUAGAAACCUAUACAUGGAGCCCUUCUAUCACUCUGGAUUUUAAAACCUUUGGUGCAGACACACAAAGUGGAAGCAGUGGCUCAUUUCCAAUGACCUCUAGCAGAGGAGUUCCUUCUACUUUGAAUCCCUUGCUUUCUCAACCUUGCUCACCACCUACGUUUCACUUAUCUACAAGCUGCCUUGGAAUGUCCCAUCUGGAGGCAUACCUGAACAAAAUCAAUCUUCCCCUUUGUUACAAGAUUUGCCCAACUAAUUUUUGGCGAUAGCAGCCUCUUGUCUUGCUUGUUCCUGAAAAGCUAACAAACAGCAACAGUUCCCAGUCUGUAGCCCCACUCAUGAUAGAAAUGUCCAUGUUAUCUUCCUUAGGGGCCACCAACUCAAAAAAUGGUUCAUUUGAAGACUUCAGUGGACAGUGCCUACUGGCAUCUAAUUCUGUCAAUCAAAUAUAUAAAUUACAGGCAUAUGGAAACAUUUUCCCCCAAAACUCCAUUGACCAGAAAAAACUUGGUAGCUCUUUAUAUCCUCCCUAUGGGUUUUAUAGGUACCACUCCCCUGUGACAUCUACACUGGUAAAUGUUGCAGACUAUCUCAAAGUGAAUGAUCACAGUCAAGUUUCUUUAGGAAAAGGCAAAUUGAACCAUGCUUAUUGGCAUCCAACAAUUAUCAUUGUCUUUAAUGGUACAGUCAUAUUCCUAAAAUAA
Messenger RNA from Chrysochloris asiatica (Cape golden mole), 1575 nucleotides. It is a transcript of the gene TBX22, whose product is annotated as T-box 22. Gene Ontology annotation, biological process: cell fate specification; regulation of transcription by RNA polymerase II; positive regulation of DNA-templated transcription. NCBI's taxonomy places the organism in Eukaryota, Metazoa, Chordata, Mammalia, Afrosoricida, Chrysochloridae. Gene Ontology annotation, cellular component: nucleus. Gene Ontology annotation, molecular function: DNA-binding transcription factor activity, RNA polymerase II-specific; RNA polymerase II cis-regulatory region sequence-specific DNA binding. The transcript is spliced from 11 exons. The record is from RefSeq and is a predicted model, not a curated record.